GUCUUCUCAUGGUUCAUUGAAAAAAGAAAGAGAAAGUAAAACUCCACCGGGAAGCUUAACAAACACCUUUAUCAUCGUCUGCUCUCUAUUGUAGACUGUUCUUCUUGUUUUACUGCAACAGACAACAACGGUGAAUAUAGUCCUAUAAGGCUAUUAGGAUACUGCAGAAAAGGUAACAGGUAACUCGCCGAAAGUUCACUGUAGGUGAGCAUCAUUUGACGCAAAGCAAUGUCCCGUGGUUCGAAUGCUGGAUUUGACCGACACAUUACGAUUUUUUCUCCAGAAGGCCGCCUCUAUCAAGUCGAGUAUGCCUUCAAAGCCAUCGCGCAGGGUGGGUUGACAUCACUGGGCGUGCGGGGGACAGACUGUGCUGUGGUGGUCACACAGAAGAAAGUGCCGGACAAGCUGCUGGAUUCUGCCACUCUGACCAACAUGUACCCACUUACCCCACGCAUUGGAUGUGUGAUGACAGGACACAAUGCGGACAGUCGAUCCCAGGUCCACAGGGCACGAGUGGAGGCCGCCGAAUGGAAGUACAAGUUUGGCUAUGACAUCACAGCAGACAUGUUGUGUCGGAGAAUGGCGGACAUCUCCCAGGUCUACACACAGAACGCUGAGAUGAGACCUUUGGGAUGCUGUAUGAUCUUGGUGGCCAUGGACCCCCAGCUGGGUCCCAUGCUGUAUAAGUGUGACCCGGCAGGCUACUUCUGUGGCUUCAGGGCCACCAGCGUGGGGGCCAAGCAGACAGAGGCUAACAGCUACCUGGAGAAGAAACUGAAGAAGAGGCCGGAGCUGUCAUAUGAGAUGACUGUAGAGUUGGCCAUCUCCUGUCUCUCUUCUAUUCUGUCCAUGGACUUCAAGCCCAGUGAAAUUGAAGUGGGUGUGGUCACUAAGGAAAGCCCCAAGUUCAGGCCACUCUCUGAGACAGAGAUCGACACUCACCUGGUGGCCAUUGCUGAGCGGGAGUAGCGGUGCAGCCAUCAUCAUGUACACUUGUCCUAUUACUGAACCACUAGGCUAGUCUGUUAGUUAGUCAGCCUGCCGGGUCACACUUAUACAGCAUGGGACCCAGCUGGG
This is a messenger RNA of Oncorhynchus masou masou (cherry salmon), 1077 nucleotides long. Its product is annotated as proteasome subunit alpha type-6-like. The coding region runs from base 229 to 969 and encodes 246 amino acids. Gene Ontology annotation, cellular component: proteasome core complex; proteasome core complex, alpha-subunit complex; cytosol. Gene Ontology annotation, biological process: ubiquitin-dependent protein catabolic process; proteasomal protein catabolic process. The transcript has 7 exons. Lineage: Eukaryota; Metazoa; Chordata; Actinopteri; Salmoniformes; Salmonidae. The record is from RefSeq and is a predicted model, not a curated record.